UCACGUUUCUUCUUCAUAAACGUUUUAAAUACUCAUGUUGUGACAAUGCACCCUCGCUAUAAAAACAUACCUCAACUUCGAUCUCAAAUACUUCACCAUUUUUCAAAUCACACACAAUUUUAUUUUCUUCUUCUAGUUUUGUUGAUAGUUUCUUCUCUGCUACCCUCAUAUGAGUGUUCUACUUAAAGUUGCUGCUAAAGCUGCGCAUUAAAACAGAAAAGUAACCAUGAUUGAUUUACCAAAGAAAAACAACGACACGGAUAAUGGAGAAAACAAAUCCGAUGAUAAUUCAAAAAGUAUGGAAGUCUCGUAUUCAAAUGAUAGUAACAACAAUCAAAAUGACCGAGAAUCAAGUGAAGAUUCAAGGGAAAGAAAUCCAAACGAGGAAGCUAAUAUGGCUAGACAUAAAGAAAAAUAUGCAUCAAUAGUUUCUCCCAUAUUUCAACCGCAACUUGAAAAUCAAAGAAACCAAAGUGAUUUAAUGCCCACGUUAUGUCCAGGGAUGAUUUUCACUGGGGUGGUUGAUGGAUUAGUUCCUGGAGGAUACUUGAUCAGUAUAAGAGGAGGAAAUGGUCUUGAUUUGCAAGGUAAAGCUUUUUUCUCCACUCGUAAAGUUACUCAAAUUGAAUCAAGUGCUAAUGUGAAUGUGAGUGUUCCUUGGGUAAGUCCUACUAAUGUUGAUCAUACUCAAAAGAAUCAUAAUCAAAACUCAAAUCAAGAGAAGGAGAAUGAUAAUCUCAAAAACACAUUGAAUCAAGAAGCAUGUAGCAGUUUUGGCAAAAACAAAACUCCUCUUGAAUUUGAAAUAGAUGAUGAGUUCUAUUCAGAUUAUUCAGACUUUGAGAUGCCACCUUCACCUGAACCUCAUGUGCCUGAUCCUUUACUAGUCACAAAUAAAUUUGCGCAUUUUGUGCUUAAGCAAGUUAAUCCAUUAACUGGGGUGCCAGUUAAUCAAACAAAAUCUCUUGAUAAAGGAAAAGGGAUACUUAAAGAUUGUUAUAAUCCAAAUGCAAAAGAAUAUAAAAUUGGCAUAGAUCCUUUUUUACCAAGGAAAUUUCCAUCUCCAGCCAUCAGUAUAAGUCCACCUUCUGAAGGUGUAAGAAAAAGAAAUUUCUCAGCUCAAAAUUUAGUCAAUAAACAACAUGCAAGACUCUCUAUGAAAGGUUCAUCAUCGCUUAAUCGAAACACAAGCCAACAUGUGUUGCUCAAAAAUAAUGAAAAGGUUGUGCACUGCCAACCAACUGGCACAAGAAAAAGAAAUGCCUCUACUGAAAUCUUAGACACUGAACAAUAUGCAAGACAUUCUCAGCAAGAUUUAUCAACAUUUAAUCGAAACACAAGUCAACAUGCGUUGCUCAAGAACAAUGAAAGGUUUGUGCACUGUCAACCAGCUGAUAUAAGAAAAAGAAAUGUCUCUACUCAAAUUUUAGACACUGAACAAUAUGCAAGACUCUCUCAUCCAGGUACAUCACAACUUAAACGAAACACAUGUCAACAUGGAUUGCUCAAGAAUAAUGAAAAGUCAGUGCACUGGAAAUCAGCUGGCAUAAGAAAAAGGAAUGUCUCUACUGGAAUUUUAGAUACUGAACAAUAUGAAAGAAUCUCUCAAGCAGAUUCAUCAUCACUUAAUCGAAAAAGAAUCCAACAUGCGUGGCUCAAGAAUAAUAAAAACUUUGUGCACGGCCAACCAGCUGGAAUAAGAAAAAGAAAUGUCUCUACUGAAAAUUUAGACACUGAACAAUAUGCAAGACUCUCCCAAUCUGGUUCAUUAUCACUUAAACGAAACACAUGUCAACAUGCGUUGCUCAAGAAUAAUGAAAAGCUUGUGCACUAUCAAUCAACUGGCAUUAGAAAAAGAAAUAUCUCUACUGAAAUUUUAGGCACUGAACAAUCUGCAAGACUCUCUCAGUCAGAGUCAUCAUCAUUUUAUCGAAACACAAACCAACAUGCGUUGCUCAAGAAUAAUGAAAAGUUUCUGCACUGCCAAUCAACUAACAUAAGAAAAAGAGAUGUCUCUACAGAAAUUUUAGGCACCGAACAAUAUGCAAGACUCUCUCAGCCAGUUUCAGGUGUAAUGGGUUCUAGCAUUGCGCAACGAGAAAAUAAAUGUUUUAUUGACUUGGAAGAAGAAGAAGAUGAUGAUGAUGAGGAUACAGAAUCAGAUUCUAUAUGAUGACUAGUUAGGCACAUACAGGAUGAUAGCUCCAGAGAGUGCAUAUUAUAAAUAUAGUGCAGAGUGGAUUAAAAAUGGGUGACAUUGGCAUUUUGGAUGGUUUUUAACUUUUGGUUGAAUUGUUGUUUUGAUGAAUUUUAGAUUUUGUUUCUCAUUAAACAAAUUUGGAUAUUUUUCUCUUGUAUUAUUUAAAUGAUGAAUUGGAUUUGCUUAAAUUUAAA
Molecule: messenger RNA, 2394 nt
Organism: Lathyrus oleraceus (garden pea)
Lineage: Eukaryota; Viridiplantae; Streptophyta; Magnoliopsida; Fabales; Fabaceae
Exons: 11
Coding region: 227-2173 (648 amino acids)
Source: RefSeq, a predicted model, not a curated record